Molecule: messenger RNA, 657 nt
Organism: Alternaria atra
Lineage: Eukaryota; Fungi; Ascomycota; Dothideomycetes; Pleosporales; Pleosporaceae
Exons: 1
Coding region: 1-657 (218 amino acids)
Source: RefSeq, a predicted model, not a curated record
AUGACCAAUCUUCGGAGCUCUGGCACCAGCGCCAAAGCUCUCUGGGGUUUCCCCAACCUUCCGCCCAGCGAUCAUCUUCCGGCACUCAAGUCAAGCUCCGAUAUCAUUUGGGGACUCUGGAGCUUAGCGAGUCCAAACAACUUACGUGCGAUCAAGUACGUCUUCAGCACACCUAUCACAAACGACGAGACGGUUGUUAUCAUCAAGGAAGUUUUACAAGACAACUGUCUCCAGUUGGAUGAACUAAUGGAGUGGACUAGGCGUGAAUUUGCAGCAGAUGAGCCAGAAUACCACAAUUUGCUCAGGAAGUUGUACUUCAGUCUCAGGUUCUUUUUCUUCUUGUGUAUAUGCUGCUAUGUCAUGACGAUGAUGGGAGCACUGACUUCUACUGUUCCCAUAGGAUCACCAAGUGGACCUGCUAUUGGGUAUUUCCUGGCGCAACACAAAAGACAGCUAGGCAGCAAGUGUCUUUCGAAGAUCAAUGUCUUCAAGGCGGAUACCAAUGUCGCUCUGGCCAUCUGUCUCUUGUUCACGAUCGAAGAUAAGGUGGGGGGUUUGAGGGCCGAUACUGGAAGCGAUGCUAAGGCGAUGUUCGUGAAGCGAGACAAUGGUGGUAAGAACCUUGUGAGGCAGCAUAUUGUGUGGGUAAAACUCUAG